AGUUAUCUGAAGGUGUUACUAAUAACAACCACUUCGUAUUUAAAAUAAAUGGAAAUUUCCAGUUACCCCCCCCCCCAUCUCUACCGGAAGCACUUUGUUACUCCUUCCGGUGCAGAGUUUGUUUGGCAGCAGCAUGGCGGAAGCGAGCUCGGCUGAUUGUGUUUGGCCAGAAAUUGAAAAAGCAGAAAAAGAAAACAGACGAGAGUUGGUUCUUCAAGGCCCCGCAGUCGAUGAGAAGAUUAAGACAAGCGGUGGAAUUCAUCCAAGACUUUAUUCACUCAACCUACUUAAUUAUCUCGAAAUUAGGCAGUGCGCGAGUCUGCGUGAGAUCCAUGACAGCAUUAAAAACCUGUCUCAUCUGCAGAGCCUCAUCCUCUGCAGGAACAAGAUCUCAUCCGUGCCCAAAAGCUUCGGAGAGCUGAAAUCUCUGAAAGUCUUAGACUUGUCAGUGAACGAGCUGCAGGCUUUGCCUGAGGAGAUCUGCUCCCUGAGCGAGCUGACCACGCUGAAUGUCAGCUGUAACCGCAUCGAGGCUCUUCCGGACGGGUUAAGCCGCUGCACCAAGCUGUCCAGCAUCAACGUGGGGAAAAACGCGCUGGGGUGUCUUCCUGAAGACCUGUUCUCUUCUAAACUCGAGCUGCUCAGCACGAUCAUAGCAUCAGAGAACACCAUCGAGCAGUUAUCCAGUGAGAUCCACAACCUGUCCGCUAUUAAGGUGUUGGACCUUUCCAAUAACAAGCUCACCGAGAUCCCGUUCGAGCUGGCGGACUGCCCCAAACUGAAGGACAUAAACUUCAAAGGAAACAAGCUGAAGGACAAGAGGCUGGAGAAGAUGGUGAACAGUUGCCAAACUAAGUCAGUCCUGGACUACCUUAGAGUGGGAGGCCGAGGGAAAGGCAAGGGCAAGCAGCUGGACGCAGAUGGUGCGGAGCAGAGUGACAGGAAUCGGAAUGUCUCCAAAAAGAAAAGUGCUGCUAAGCACAGCAAAAAGGAUAAAAAUGAGGAAGAUGCAGUGGAUGAGUUGCAGAAAAUGGUUGUUAAAAUCCUGCAUGUAUCUGAGUCUUCCUCUGCCAUAAUGGUGAAGGUCUCUCCUCAGGUGAAGGAUGUGCGACCGUACAUAGUGUGCUGCAUCGUUAAAGGGAUGAACCUGAAACCAGGAAAUGCACUCAAGAGAUUUUUAGCGGCUCAGACCAAACUUCAUGAUGACAUUUGUGGUAAGAGGACAACAGCUACUAUCGCCACUCAUGACCUGAGCUUACUGAAAGCCCCUCUACUCUAUGAUGCCAGACCUCCUGAUGUUCUCAGGAUAGUUCCUCUGGGUCGUAAGGAGAUGAAGGCCGGUGACCUGCUAAGAAUGCUCCAGCAAGAAGCAGAUGAACAGAGGAAGCAAAAGAAACGUCAGAAUGUGUCAGGCCUUCACAAGUACCUUCAGCUGCUGAAUGGGAAAGAUCAUUACCCGUGCCUGAUUGACGCUGAUGAUCAUGUGAUCUCGUUCCCUCCUAUUACAAAUAGUGAUAGAACAAAGAUCAAAAAGACCACACAAGAGCUUUUCCUCGAGGUCACAAGCUCUACGAGUUUACAAACCUGUAAGGACGUCAUGGACGCACUAAUUAUAAAAAUGGCAGAGCUGAAUAAGUUUACCUUCGACAACAGAGAGGAGACCUGUUCAGAUGAUGAAUCUGCCUCUAACCCCGCCACAGACGGGUUGGCCACAGCUGAGUUGAGUGUGGUGCAGGUGAAGGUGGUGGACAUAGAGGGCAAUCUGAAAGUCUUGUACCCGUCCAAAACUGACCUAACCUCUGACGUCAGCCACCUAACCAUCAUCCGGUAACCAGCUUCAACAGACAAGCCUUCAAUAGUUAUUAAAUAAUAUUAAAUAAUAUUAAAUAAUGGUUAUCAUUAUAUACAACACUGUAAACUGUCAGUAAGUUUCAUACUCGGUUUUUAAACAAUAAUUAUAGUCAUAUGCAAAAGUUUGCAUCUCCAUAGUUUCUGGGUGGGAGAAAAAAAAUUCUUGAUUUUAUGACUGUUGUUCCAAUAUCGAACAAGAAAGAUCCAAAUAAGAUGAGACUGGAAUGGUGGCACAGCAUGGCUGGUUCACAGCUUCAUGGUCCAAUAUUUGAUCCUGGGCUCAAGUUACUCACUGUGUAAAGUUUCUAAACAUGGUUCCUAUGUAUGCUCAUGGUUGUCAUCUGGGUUUUCUGUUUCUCCCCCACCUUUCGACAACACGGGUGGAUUUGCUAAUAUAAAUAGAAUGUGUGCAUGAUGGUCUGCGGUGGACUGAUGUCCCAUGCCAGUCUUGUUUGUGGGACAGUCUCCAGAACCACUAGUACCCACAUCAACACUAAAGUGUUUUCAUAACCCUUGCUUACUGAAAGUGAGCAAGGAUUAUCAUGACCCUCCAUGUCUCUCUAAGUAUGAUUUGAAGGACAUUGGGCAUGUCUUAAAUAAUGUGCAAGGCUUCCUAUGUUAUGACUAGAGGAUUCAAAAGCUGCUCAAGUUAUUAGAGAAUAUCUUUAUCUGAUUAGGAAAGGAAAUCCACUUUUUUUUAUAUAACAUUGGAGAACUGUAACAUAGUUGGUAUGAACCCUUUUAUUUUUUCUAAUAUCCAUCUCAUUGCAAACUUUUGAACUUGACUGUAUUUAUGAAUUUAAUCCGUUAAAGUGAAAAAAACAUUAUUUUUCUUUUGGCCUUUAAAUAACAUGUGUACUUGAUUUAUCCAAUGCCCUUUGAGUUACAAAUGGAACAAAGACACAGUUCUGAGUAUGUUUAAAACACUUAAAACAGCACUUAAUAAAAACUAAAUAAAUCAGUUUUGAAAUCCA
Messenger RNA from Clarias gariepinus (North African catfish), 2825 nucleotides. RefSeq names its product leucine rich repeat containing 47 (gene lrrc47). Gene Ontology annotation, molecular function: phenylalanine-tRNA ligase activity; RNA binding; protein binding. The transcript has 7 exons. Bases 134 to 1831 code for a protein of 565 amino acids. NCBI's taxonomy places the organism in Eukaryota, Metazoa, Chordata, Actinopteri, Siluriformes, Clariidae. The record is from RefSeq and is a predicted model, not a curated record. Gene Ontology annotation, biological process: phenylalanyl-tRNA aminoacylation.